UGGAAACUUUUUUUCGCGGACGGAUUCGAGUCCGCCUACUACGAACUGCGUACUCCGUGCUUCCUCCAAUCUUCGUAACCCUGCCUACCUAGGUACCUAUUCGUGUCGCCGGGUUCGAGCUGGGGACUCUCAGCGCACGGAGCCAGGAGCAGCCCAACAAAGGGAAAAGAAGAUAUAAAAAAAAGAAAAUAUGGCCGGCCUCAACCCUCUCCCGCCGUCACACGUCCACAGCACCUCCCGCCUCACGCACGCGCAGGCACACAUCUUCCUCUCGUCCUUCCUCGCACAAACCGAGAUCGACGCCUCAUACCGGCCGGACUCGACACUCACCGAACGCGGGCCGCAAGCCGUCUCGACAGGCUCGAAUCCGAACCUCACACUACACCACCUCAAGCGCAUAUUGCAGGGCAUCGAGGGCAAACGGAUCAUCUCCAACCUGAACCUCGAAGCUGAGCUCCCGUCGUCUACCUCUGCCGCCGGCGACCUCGACCAACCCACCAGCACACGGCCCUCAAAACGCCCCUACGACGGCGGGCCCGACAACGCAACAAGCAGAAAAAAUGCGAAAGCGAGCCGCCAAGUUUACGAGGUGAUUGACCCCCAAGCUGGGCCCGCGGACGAUAGUGACGGGCCCGCCAUAGCCGCAGCCACAGCCGCCGCAGAUUUAGACGACUGGCAGGAUAAGGAGACGUACGCCCUGGCGCAAACUGAAGGAAACCUCGAUCUCACAGCCGAAGACAGACAUCCCGGGGCGGAUCUGGAUCAGCCUGCCAACGAAGCCGAGGAACAAGACUUGGUGAACAUCGAGAUCGAAGGAGAAGAGCGAACGAGCAAAAAGGACAAAGAUGAGAGGAAAAGGUUGAAGAAGAUGCGCAGGAAAGAGGAGAAGUCAAAAAAUGCAGACGUUAAGAGGAAGGAGGCUACCAGGGAUUGAAUGGUUCCGUGGUGUGGACAAAGGUCUGGGGUUGAUAUGUCAGACCUGGCUUGUUUUAUACAUCACAUUCGCGGACCUUCACAGAGCACCCUGCAUGCGCUCCAUCAACUGCUCCCAGGCCCAGCGAAGUUUUAGCUGUGGACACGACUCUGGCCGGCUGCUCACGGUUCCUCCGGAGGGGCCUUUUCUGUCCUGACCAGAUUGGUGGUAUUUCCAUCUCUUCUCAUGAGCGCCGAUGCAAUCACCUGGCAAUCGAGUUCCAACAGGCGGCAUCGUGUAAGGCCCGAAUUUCCAAGAGUCGCUUAAGAGUGCAUCAAACUUCAACAGACUCGGAGAUCACAACUCUCGGUCCUUCGCCUUGACAACAUCCGCAUCCACAACCUUCUCAUCAAGUUCCAAGACUUUCCCAUUUGCCGACGGUUUCGAGGUGUUCCAUCCCAAUGCCGCCAAUCUUUCCGCCAAGAUAGGGUGGCUGUAAUGAUAGCUUGCAUACAUCCAAUCUGCGUCCAUGGUACUCAGGUUUUGGACCUGGAGCUUGAUCAGACUCCUUGCCAGUUCUUUCUGGUAUCCCAGGUUGAACGCAAAUGUGUCGGCCUCGAAUUCGAAUUUGCGGGAGAGAACAUUCAUCAGCAAUUUCACUACUGCGUCCAUUGGUGCCAGAGCAUCGGAGAACAAGAUGAAGCCGAUAAUGAUUGGAUGAGAGUUGUGAAAGCCGAAAGCCGAGUAUAGAGAGUUGUUGUCGAUAAAGACGCUGAAUAGGGCGAAUAUGUAGAACAUGUGGAACUAAUAUUGGUCAGUCCAGAACAAGCGCUUCC
Molecule: messenger RNA, 1749 nt
Organism: Exophiala xenobiotica
Lineage: Eukaryota; Fungi; Ascomycota; Eurotiomycetes; Chaetothyriales; Herpotrichiellaceae
Exons: 1
Coding region: 191-934 (247 amino acids)
Source: RefSeq, a predicted model, not a curated record